Molecule: messenger RNA, 1699 nt
Organism: Symbiodinium pilosum
Lineage: Eukaryota; Dinophyceae; Suessiales; Symbiodiniaceae
Source: the annotation of a GenBank genome assembly
AUGGUGCUCCCAUGGCGCUUUCGUUGUUUGCUCUUUGUGGUUCCAUUGGUCGAAGCGGCUCGGCCCGUGGUGGUGCAGAAGGAGUGUCCAGAACGGUCGCGGCCAAGCAAGAACAGCAAGGGCUGCGAGUGUUGGGGCGGAUAUGUUUGCAACGACAACUGCAGAGCGCCUGGACUCCGCUUCGUGGGCUUCAAAGGUGAGGAGCCAGAGGGAUGCGAGUGCAUGCAUGCAGACGACUUCGCUCUCCUAGGGAAGUUCCCAGUGCAGGUCGCGGCGAUUCACUUUUGUGAAUCUGCAGUCCGAGAGGCGCGGCACUUUUACUUUGAGGGGGAGGGGAUGAUCGAAGAUUGGGAGCAGGACCACCGCUUUGGAGCCAUUGAGCUCUGUCAGGGGCUGGUGGCGAAUGCUUCAAAGCAGGUGGAUCCGAUGAAUCCAUGGCAGUCUGAGGCCCAAAGGUCCCGGAAAGGCCCUGACGGCUUUGGCCGCUUGGAGCGAGUGGAGAAAAAGGCCCGUCCCGAAGAUCGAGAGGUUUGGGAAGAGGCCUUGAAGCACGUCUGUCAUGAUGAGUGCGUGGAACUCGUGAAUGAGACGAUGGAGGAGAUGAAGGAAAUGGCAGAGGAUGACGUGCCCAAGGGCAUUUCGCCCACUCGUUCCUGUGCCACCCGAGUUGUGCAGAAGGUGGAGGCUGAGACCUUUACGUGCUGUGCAAGGACCUGCGGCUGGAACAAUGCAACCUGCCUCUCCUGGCCAUUUCUCACCAACACCCAGCAGAUUGAAUGGCAGGCCGAGUGCUGUUCCGAAUGGAAUGUCCUCAAGGGUUCCUCUCGCGAGAGGCUGUGCAAUUCAGUGAUGUCUCCAACAGAUGAGGCAAAGGUCUCCCAGAAUGAUUUGCCCGAGCCUCCCAAUAUUGAUACCAGUGCAGUUGUCAUCGGACAGGACGCCAACCUUGUUUGGACCGAGAAGGGCUUGAAAUCCGAUCUGGCCAAAGCGUAUGAGUCCAUGGACCCACCCCCUGAGGUCGGCAAGCCAGUGCAGAUGAUCCUCACAAACCAGCACAAGCACAACCUUCGAAAGGAGGGCUUGACUGAAGGAUGGUUCAAGGAGGUGCGGCUGCAUGACAGGGCAGAGCGAAGUGACACAUCUCUUCUGGAGAUGUCUGAGGGCUCAUGCGAUGCUCCUGCGGACAUGGACAAGUGCACCCCCACCUUCAAAGGUUGGUAUCAUGAGAAAUGCACUCGGCAAAGUGGUUGGCAAUAUAGCAGCAUGCGGGCUAACGGACUGCGGUGCGAGUUCUCAAAGGAGGAACCCGCAGAGACCCCAUUGAAGUGCAAUGAGAUGUUUGCCAACGAAAAGAAGCUGGCUCGCUACUUCGAGUUUGACAUCAGCACUAAAAGGCUCCGGGUUGGAGAGGAUCUCUUCAAAGUGUUAGAGUCGGGAGGGACGGCGGUGUGUCUUCGACUGGUCGUCGUGCCUGGUCUCGGUGCCCUGAAGCUUCAGGUGUGUUGGGGGGCUAGCAACGCCCGGGGCGGCACAGGGUUGAACUGGAUACAGCUGGCCACAUCAGUAUUGGAAUAUUUCCUCAUCAUGAUGAACAUCAUCGAGCAUGACAUAGGGGUUUAUGUACAACUGGCCCUUACGGUGUGCAUUUGUAUACGGUUCCGUUGCCGAUGGGCUGUCUCCGUGCCUCCAGUUUUGGAAG